Oenanthe melanoleuca is the source of this 2261-nucleotide messenger RNA. RefSeq names its product cytochrome P450 3A24-like. Bases 106 to 1728 code for a protein of 540 amino acids. The record is from RefSeq and is a predicted model, not a curated record. Gene Ontology annotation, molecular function: oxidoreductase activity, acting on paired donors, with incorporation or reduction of molecular oxygen, reduced flavin or flavoprotein as one donor, and incorporation of one atom of oxygen; heme binding; iron ion binding. The transcript is spliced from 13 exons. Gene Ontology annotation, biological process: oxidative demethylation; steroid metabolic process. NCBI's taxonomy places the organism in Eukaryota, Metazoa, Chordata, Aves, Passeriformes, Muscicapidae.
AGGCAGUUGUCUAUCACAUGAAUAGUGUUUUUCAGAUUAGCAGACUUUUCUACCUUUGCCUUCCACUCCUCCUCCUUUGUGACAGAAGGAGUGCCCCUAAAUCAUAUGACUGCAUAUAAAAGAUUGCACAGUGUGAAACACUCCUAUUUCCCACAGACGUGGGACAAGCACACCAAGGCAGAACUCAGAGCCAAUCAGAGAAGAACUGAAAUGAGCCUUCUGCCUUUUUUCUCUACAGAAACAUGGGCCCUUAUACUUCUUUUCGUGGUCCUCCUGCUAGUAUAUGGCACCUGGCCAUUUGGUCUGUUCAAGAAGUUGGGCAUUCCUGGACCAAGACCUCUGCCCUUCUUCGGGACAUGCCUGGAAUAUCGCAAGGGUUUCCUGGAAUUUGACAGUGAAUGUUUCAAGAAAUACGGGAAGGUCUGGGGGAUUUAUGAUGGCAGGCAACCCACACUGGCUGUCACAGACCCCCAGAUCAUCAAAUCUGUGCUGGUUAAGGACUGUUACAGCACCUUCACCAACCGCAGGCGCACAGACCUGGCCGGGGUGCUGAGCAAUGCCAUCUCCUUGGCUGAGGAUGAACACUGGAAAAGGCUCCGCACCGUGCUCUCCCCAACCUUCACCAGCGGCAAGCUAAAGGAGAUGUUCCCUAUAAUGAAGCACUAUGGGGAAGUUUUGGUGAAGAACGUUCAAAAGCAAGUGAAAGAGAACAGCUCUAUAGCUGUAAAGGACAUCUUUGGGAGUUAUGGGCUGGACGUGGUCACCAGCACUUCCUUUGGUGUGAACAUUGAUUCCAUGAACAACCCCAAGGACCCCUUUGUCAGAGAGAUGAAGAAACUGGUCAAGUUUGACUUUUUUGACCCAAUCUUCAUCUUGUCAUUUGUUUUCCCAUUCCUUAUUCCUAUCAUGGUCAAGAUGAACGUAAACGUCUUCCCCAAAGAUGCUGUAGAUUUUUUCAUGAGAUCUCUUGCCAAAAUUAAGCAGGAACGUGAAAAGGAGCCUCACAAGGGCAGGGUGGAUUUCCUGCAGCUGAUGAUUGAGUCCCAGCGCUCAGGCAGCCAGGAGAACAACGGAGCAAAUAACUCAUACAAAGCCCUGACCGACACAGAGGUCCUGGCCCAGGCAUUCAUCUUCAUCUUUGGUGGGUAUGAGCCCACCAGCAACAGCCUGGGUUACCUGGCCUAUGAGCUAGCCCUGCACCCUGAUGUGCAGGAAAAGGUGCUGCAGGAGAUCGACACAGUCCUGCCCAACAAGGCUCCUCUCACAUACGAAGCACUCACAAAACUGGAAUAUCUCGACAUGACACUGAACGAGAGCUUACGGAUGUAUCCCCUGGGGGGGAGGAUUGAGAGAACCUGCAAGAAGGACGUGGAGAUCAAUGGAGUGACCAUUCCCAAAGGAGUGGUGGUCACAAUCCCGCCCUACGUCCUGCACCGCGACCCCGAGUACUGGCCCAACCCAGACGAGUUCAGGCCAGAAAGGUUCAGCAAGGAGAACAAGGACUCCAUAGACCCCUACACAUACCUGCCCUUUGGGGCUGGGCCCAGGAACUGCAUCGGGAUGAGGUUUGCUCUCCUGACUGUCAAAGUGGCCAUCGUCUCCCUGAUGCAGCAUUUCACCUUCCAGACCUGCAAAGAGACUCAGAUCCCUAUAAAGCUGAGCUCAGUGGGGCUCUUAACACCAGAGAAGCCAAUUGUUCUGAAGUUGGUGCCCCGGAGCAGCACCUGAACCCUCCAGGAACUGAAACCCAGGCACAGAGCCCCAGCAUCCAGGGAUGGAUGGAAACAAAGAGAUCAUACAUCACAGGAACUCUCUCCUGCACAUGCAGACACAGAAAAGCAGCUCCAGUUAAUUCUGGAAACAAUCUCUACAUAUUUACUAAUAAACAUAGCUGUCAGAAAUGUGACAUGGAUCACUGGGCAGUGACAAUACACAGUCCCCUUAAUUUUGAUUGUAAAACCAGAAAUAAAUCCAAAUGAGAAGCUGAUCAUCCACUUCCAAGGGAACUUCUCCAUCUGGAGGGAAGGAAUUACUGCCACAUCCAAGAAAAACAAGGUGUGAUGGAAAUUCAAAAUGCCAGACCUCACCGGGCAGGGCCGGGUGCUAUUCUUCUGGGUGUAUUGAUGCUUGAAAUUUCAUGUGUUCUAAUUGAGACAACUGGUGUGAGACUACACAUCCUAGUUACCAACCGUCUCCUGUGCCAUGUGUUAAUUAAACUAAAAUGUGUACAAAUACUGUCAUUAAAAAUGUUUGAGAGCUGC